Molecule: messenger RNA, 2818 nt
Organism: Callithrix jacchus (white-tufted-ear marmoset)
Lineage: Eukaryota; Metazoa; Chordata; Mammalia; Primates; Cebidae
Source: RefSeq, a predicted model, not a curated record
UGAGACUACAGAAAUUUCUGACUCCCAGAUAUAGAUAUUGGCUCUUUAUAAAGCUAGUUUAGUGGGAGUUCUCCUCUGCAAAGCUAUUAAGGUGUUAGCUUUAUGGGUGGUGUUUAAAUGUCUAAGUAGUUUUUCCAAAAUGAUUUACACACUCGAUGUCAGUAAACGUAAUAUUACUUAAUGACAAAAUAAUUUUGGAAGAGCUGCUCUGUUAUGGACUUGGGGUUUACUUUAGCAGGCUUUUAAACGAAUCAAAGUAUGAAUGUUUGUUGUGUUCUUUUUUUCUAUUUUCAGGUCACGCAUGUUGAAACAUGGGAGAAAGGAAGCAGGAAAACAGCAGGCCAGACAGGGAUGUGCGGAGGGGUUCGAGGUGUUGGAACAGGAGGAAUUGUUUCUACAGCAUUUUGCCUGUUAUACAAAUUAUUUACCCUCAAGUUAACCCGAAAGCAAGUGAUGGGUCUUAUAACACACACAGACUCUCCAUAUAAAGCGCUUGGAUUUAUGUAUAUAAGAUAUACACAGCCCCCUACAGAUCUAUGGGACUGGUUUGAAUCCUUCCUUGAUGAUGAAGAGGACCUAGAUGUGAAGGCUGGUGGAGGCUGUGUAAUGACCAUUGGAGAAAUGCUACGAUCUUUUCUCACAAAACUGGAGUGGUUUUCUACCUUGUUUCCAAGAAUUCCAGUUCCAGUUCAAAAGAAUAUUGAUCAACAUAAAACCCGACCUAGAAAAAUUAAGAAAGAAGGGAAGGAAGGCAUUGAGGAAAUAGACAGACAUGUUGAACGCAGACGUUCAAGGUCUCCAAGGAGAUCUCUGAGUCCACGGAGGUCCCCAAGAAGAUCAAGAAGUAGAAGUCAUCAUCGAGAAGGCCCACGGGUCUUCUAGUUUGACAGAGAAUUAGAAAGAGAGAAAGAACGCCAGCGGCUAGAGCGUGAAGAAGAAAGGGAGAAAGAACGUCGAAGAUCUCGAAGUAUCGAUCGGGGGUUAGAACGCAGGCACAGCAGAAGUAGGGAAAGGCAUAGAAGUCGCAGUCGGAGUCGUGAUAGGAAAGGGGAUAGAAGGGACAGGGAUCGGGAAAGAGAGAAAGAAAAUGAGAGAGGUAGAAGACGAGAUCGUGACUAUGAUAAGGAAAGAGGAAACGACCGAGAAAAAGAGAGAGAGCGAUCAAGAGAAAGGUCCAAGGAACAGAGAAGUAGGGGAGAGGUAGAAGAGAAGAAACAUAAAGAAGACAAAGAUGAUAGGCGGCACAGAGAUGACAAAAAAGAUUCCAAGAAAGAGAAAAAACACAGUAGAAGCAGAAGCAGAGAAAGGAAACACAGAAGUAGGAGUCGAAGUAGAAAUGCAGGGAAACGAAGUAGAAGUAGAAGCAAAGAGAAAUCAAGUAAACAUAAAAAUGAAAGUAAAGAAAAAUCAAAUAAACGAAGUAGAAGUGGCAGUCAAGGAAGAACUGACAGUCUUGAAAAAUCAAAAAAAUGGGAACAUAGCCCCAGCAAAGAAAAAUCUAGAAAGCGUAGUGGAAGCAAAGAACGUUCCCACAAACGAGAUCACAGUGAUAGUAAGGACCAGUCAGACAAACAUGAUCGUCGAAGGAGCCAAAGUAUAGAACAAGAGAGCCAAGAAAAACAACAUAAAAACAAAGAGGAGACUGCGUGAAAAUAUUUUGUAAAAGUGGAUCACAUUGAAUCCUAUAAAUGAUUAAAUCUGCUUUUUUUCCCCCCAAGUUGAGGUUGUGCAGUAGUUCGCACUCCUCAAGCUCUCCCUGUAGGCUGCAUUUUCAUUUCCUCUUUUGUGUAGGGAAGUGCCUUUGUAAUUCCAUUUAUUGCAUUGAUGUUUUCACUCAGUUGUUAAGUUUGAUACAUGAUGCACAGAUUGUUCUUGCAUUUUUAUUGUUUGUUUUUGAAAUGUACAGUCUGUACAUAUGUCCUGAAUGUUUUAAUUACUUUGGCAUGGUUGCCAUGUUGGUCAAAUUUGUAUAAGGCAAUAAACUGCCACUAAUCUAUCUUUGUUUUGUAGGUGUGGGAUUAUGGUUUGUGUACUGAAGUUAGCAUGGCUGUGCUUUUCGUAAUAGAAUGCUAAAGACUUUGAGAAUGGAUCUUGGAUGUCUGUUAUAGGAGAAAUAUGUGCUGUCAAUAUACAUGAAGGCAGCAUUGUAGGAUUAACAUUCUUGUCCACUGUAUAUUAUCCUGGAAGGCUCCUGUUAAUAUGUUACACUUAAUAUUCUCCACAGUUACCCUUAGAGAGAAUUUAUGAGAAGUUCGUUUCUGAUGCAGAGGUUUUUAGGCUGUGAUUUCAUGAAAAGUCCUUUUAGCAUUCUACCUCAAAGGGACACUUAGUAUGCCUAAAAUUUAUUCACUUAGUUUUCCUUUUUUAUUUGAAAAAAAAUACAUGACAUGUAAUCUUUUUUCUUGAAUUCUUUCUCAGAUUUCAAAGUACUAUAUUAAAGAAAAAAAUUAAUGUCUAAAGCCUAGCAUUCUUGUAGAACCCUGUACUAACAUGUAAUUGGGAGAGGGUGGGGCAAAUGAGUAGAGAAACAGAUUCAAGCCUCAAGCUUCCAAAGCAUUUUUGUAAAUGGGAAAUCCUUAAAUUAUGAAACAGCUUGAUAUAGUGUCCUUUUUUUAAAAUUCAGAACUUUUUUUAUUGAUAAUGGAGAUUGCUGUUGGAGUUUUUAAAGUUAAUCUAGAACAGAGGAGUAUUAAAAGUAAUGCUAUGCUGCAUUAUUUAAGACUAUCAGCAAAUUAUUUGAUAGAUUGUUCUUAUGACUUGUAUUCUGAUUACAGAGAACCAUCAUGAGUGUGGAAUAAAUACUGGAUUAAAUCCUUUA